CUCCAUAAUCAAAAGGCAUAGAUUGGCAGAAGGGUUAAAAAAAAAAAAAAAAAAGCAUGAUUCAGUCAUAUAAUUACCUGUCAGAGAAUUGUGUUAGAUCUAGGAUCAUACAUAGGUUGAAACUGAAAGGACAGAAAAAGAUAUUCUAUGCAAAUAGUGACCAAAAAGGAACUAGAGUAGUUAUACUAAUCUGAAAUAAAAUAGACUUUAAGUCUGAAACUAUCACAAGAGGCAAAAGAGUACAUAUAGAUUAUAUUUACAGAAAAGUUGUGAAGAUAGUGCAGGCAGGGGUGUCCAAUCCGUGGCCCACAGGCUGUGUGCUGAUUUUGUGAGGAUUUUUUUUUUUUUUGCUAAUCAGCUUUUGUUAGUGUUUGUGAAUUUAAUGUGUGGCCCAAAACAACUCUUACUCUUCUGACAAGCAACAGAAGAAAAAAAAGGUUGGCCAUCCCAGGAAGAGCUCCUCUCGUAUCCCACAUCCACUUUCCCUGUUGUUAAUAUUUAUAUUAGUAUGGUGCAUCUGUCACAAAGAAUAAACCAUUUAAUAAAUUGAUAGAUUAUUAUUAAGGAAAGUUCAUAUUUUAUUUAGAUUUUAGUUUUUACCUGACAUCCUUCUUCUGUUAUGAGUGGUCUAUGAGGUGCUGUUAUGAGUGGUCUUCUUUUCUCCUUGCACUGUGACCAUUUCUCAAACAUCCCUGUUUUAGAUGGUUUUCUAAAAUGUUGAGGGGCAAGUAAGUUUUUGGUACAUAAAAAUUUACUAGACUAAGGAAAUUACUUAUCAUUCCUCGUUUCCUAAGAGUUUUAAUAUGACUAGGUUAUUAAAUGCUUUGUCUGGAUUUAUUGAAAUAGGGUUGCAUUAAUAGAUUUUCUAAUAGUAAAUCAUUCUUAUUAUCCUGGGACAAACCUUAAUUGGUUACAGUAUGUUCUUUAUCACAUAUGUCAGUGAAUCUAGUUUGCUAUUAUUUUACUUAGGAAUUUUACUUAUAUGCUUAUAAAUGAGAUUAUCUUAAAAUUUUUCUUCCUCAUAGUGUCUUUACCCAGUUUUGGUGACAAGGUUACCCUAACUUCAUAAAAUAUGACAGGGAGUUUUUCUUUUUAGGGAAAAGCUGAAUUUUAAUAACUGACUGAAUUUCUUUGAUGAUUACAAAUAUACUCACAUUUUCUAUUUCUUUCUGUGUUGGGGUUUUUUUUUAUUGUUAAAUCAUAGCUGUGUACAUUAGUGCAAUCAAGGGGUGCAAUGUGCUGGUUUCAUAUACAAUCUGAAAUAUUCUCAUGAAACUGUUCAACAUAGCCUUCAUGGCAUUUUCUUAGUUAUUGUAUGUAGACAUUUGUAUUCUGCCUUUAGUAAGUUUCGCCUGUACCCAUUCUAAGAUGCACCCAUUACCCUCCAUCCACCCUAACGUCCCCCCUCCCUUCCCCUUCCUUGGCCCUUUCCUCAUAGUCUUGUGCUAUAGUUGGGUUUGGGUUAUAGCCUUCAUGUGAAAGCUAUAAUUUAGCUUCAUAGUAGGGCUGAGUACAUUGAAUACUUUUUCUUCCAUUCCAGAGAUACUUUGCUAAGAAGAUUAUGUUCAAGCUCCAUCCAUGUAGACAUGAAAGAGCCUCCAUCCUGCGCCCACGCCGGCUCCUCCCUCUCACUGCCUGGUGCGUAAGGAGACCUCUUCGGGGACCACCGGGAUCUGGGCUCCAGGCGCAGCUGGAGCAGGUUAGUUGAGCAGCAUGCGGAACGCGACGCCGAACGAGGAGUCGGGGCCCAACCUCACGAUCGCGGACCGAGGCUGGGACGGUCCCCUCGGUAACGACUCGCUGGCGGGAGAGUCGCUGUCGCUCUUCCCCGCGCCGGUGCUGGCGGGCGUCACGGCUACCUGCGUGGCGCUGUCCGUAGUGGGCAUCGCCGGCAACCUGCUGACCAUGCUGGUGGUGUCGCGCUUCCGCGAGCUGCGCACCACCACCAACCUCUACCUAUCCAGCAUGGCCUUCUCCGACCUGCUCAUCUUCCUCUGCAUGCCCCUUGACCUCGUCCGCCUCUGGCAGUACCGGCCCUGGAACUUCGGCGCCCUGCUCUGCAAACUCUUCCAGUUCGUCAGCGAGAGCUGCACCUACGCCACGGUGCUCACCAUUACCGCGCUGAGCGUCGAGCGCUACUUCGCCAUCUGCUUCCCGCUGCGGGCCAAAGUGGUGGUCACCAAGGGCCGGGUGCGAGUCAUCCUCCUGGUCAUCUGGGCCGUGGCCUGCUGCAGCGCCGGGCCCAUCUUCGUGCUGGUGGGCGUGGAGCACGAGAACGGCACCGACCCCCGCGACACCAGUGAGUGCCGCCCCACCGAGUUCGCGGUGCACUCGGGGCUGCUCGCCGCCAUGGUGUGGGUGUCCAGCGUCUUCUUCUUUCUGCCCGUCUUCUGCCUCACGGUCCUCUACGGUCUCAUCGGCAGGAAGCUGUGGCAGCGGCGCGGCGGCGCGGCGGUGGGCGUCUCGUCCCGGGACAAGAGCCACACGCAGACGGUGAAGAUGCUGGCUGUAGUGGUGUUUGCAUUCAUCCUCUGCUGGCUGCCCUUCCAUGUAGGGCGGUAUUUAUUCUCCAAAUCCUUUGAGCCGGGCUCCCUGGAGAUUGCUCAGAUCAGCCAGUACUGCAACCUCGUGUCCUUUGUCCUCUUCUACCUCAGUGCUGCCAUCAACCCCAUUCUCUACAACAUAAUGUCCAAGAAGUACCGGGUGGCAGUGUUCAGACUUCUGGGAUUCGAACCCUUCUCUCAGAGAAAACUCUCCAGUCUAAAGGAUGAAAGUUCUCGGGCCUGGACAGAGUCCACUAUCAACACCUGAUCUGGCACUUUGCUGAGCAUAGUCAUCGCUUAUUGCCUGAAGCAACAG
Nycticebus coucang (slow loris) is the source of this 2859-nucleotide messenger RNA. RefSeq names its product growth hormone secretagogue receptor (gene GHSR). The record is from RefSeq and is a predicted model, not a curated record. Gene Ontology annotation, cellular component: plasma membrane. The transcript has 3 exons. Gene Ontology annotation, molecular function: growth hormone secretagogue receptor activity. Gene Ontology annotation, biological process: hormone-mediated signaling pathway; G protein-coupled receptor signaling pathway. NCBI's taxonomy places the organism in Eukaryota, Metazoa, Chordata, Mammalia, Primates, Lorisidae. Bases 1714 to 2811 code for a protein of 365 amino acids.